Molecule: messenger RNA, 306 nt
Organism: Priapulus caudatus
Lineage: Eukaryota; Metazoa; Priapulida; Priapulimorpha; Priapulimorphida; Priapulidae
Product: gamma-aminobutyric acid type B receptor subunit 1-like
Exons: 2
Biological process (GO): G protein-coupled receptor signaling pathway; gamma-aminobutyric acid signaling pathway
Cellular component (GO): G protein-coupled receptor heterodimeric complex; membrane
Molecular function (GO): G protein-coupled GABA receptor activity
Source: RefSeq, a predicted model, not a curated record
UGUGAGCCAGGACUAGGCACGACCAUCAUGUACGAUCUGCUCUACACGGGCGAUCCCAAGGUGAUGUUGCUCACAGGCUGCAGUCCCGUGUCCACGACCGUGGCCGAGGCCGCCAAGAUGUGGAACCUCAUAGUGCUGUCGUAUGGGUCCAGUUCUCCGGCGCUGUCGAACACGGCUCGCUUUCCCACCUUCUUCCGCACGCACCCGUCACAGACGCUGCACAACCCGACACGAGUCGCCUUCUUCAAGAUGUUCAAUUGGACGCGGAUUCACAUCAUCCAGCAGGUGGAGGAGGUGUUCAAGACG